Prosopis cineraria is the source of this 1560-nucleotide messenger RNA. RefSeq names its product protein TUNICAMYCIN INDUCED 1-like. Lineage: Eukaryota; Viridiplantae; Streptophyta; Magnoliopsida; Fabales; Fabaceae. The transcript has 3 exons. Bases 79 to 1254 code for a protein of 391 amino acids. The record is from RefSeq and is a predicted model, not a curated record.
AUAUAACACUAUGGCAUUUAGCCGUUUGCGCACGAGUCACCACCUUGCCCCCACGCAGGUACAGGCAUCCAGACGACGAUGAUAAUUGGUUGCGUCUCGGUCGUCUUCAUUCUUCUUCUUCAAAUUCUUGUGUUCCAUCCUCCUCCUGUUAAGCCCUUUCCUUCUGACUCCAAUGCUUCAUCCAUUUUGCAGGACGUUUUAAAGGUUAUUUCGGCCAAACAGAAAUGGGAUUUCGACGGUGUUAGAGUUUCCAAGUUCGAUGUUGGCAAGGUUCGAUUCAGCGCCUCCAUCAAAUAUGAGUUUCGAAUCGGGUUGGGCAGGAAUCAUUUGCUCCUCAGAUCUUCGGACCAAGUUGGGUCUUGGAACAAGUUUAGAAAGUCCAAAUCCGACCUAGGGUCUCUGAUUCGUCAAGUUAGCUCACUUGCUGUGCUUGAUACCUUCAAAUUGGAGGGUCCAUUUGAGUUAGGGGUCGAUGGACAUCACCAACUGACUCUGUCCCUGCCGAUGAACAUCUCGUAUAGUGGUUUGAAACACAUCCUUGUUGGUGAAGGCAUCACAUUAGAAGUGAAAGGAGCGCAAGAAGUCUCCCUUUUUCAUUCAUCAGAUAUUGAUCAGCAGACAAAUGGAAGCGCUGUGUUUAGCAAGGGGAAGAUUGGUUUUGGGCCCUUUAUGCAAUCAAUGUGCAUGCCUUUAAUUCCUAUCCGCAUAUUGGGCUCUGCAUCAUUAGUUGCCUACAGAGCACGGAAUCCUGAUGUGUACAUAGAAAAUACAUAUAUUUCGGGGGACACAAUUGAGCUGCUCCCAGAAAAAUGUUACCGUGGUCUUGUGCACAGAAAGCGAGCAUGCCCAAUUAAUUCCUUUAGUUUGAGAUUAAGCAUGUUGGAAAAAAUUUUUAGGAGCCUUCUGGGUCGUAGGAUCCUUCAAAAUCAGGUUUCUCGUUUGGUCAAAGCUAAUGUUAAAGCAUCAUCUAAUGUUAGAUUCUCCAUAGAGUUGGAAAGGGUAGUUGGGAGCAAUAUCACUGUCAAUGGUACACUGCCCAAGUGGAGAACAAGGCCCAGUGUAGAAAGAGAUUGGUUUCAGGUAUGGGCCAGAGUUGAGGGCGACAGGCUAAAGCCUCUCAUGGUCAAGAAAUCAAAGCCUUUUAUCGAAUCAGAUUCAGUUUCGUGGGGUAAUUUGAUGUCCAACAUGUCCUUUACAAAGUUGCGAUCUGUGCUUGUUCCUCCAGAGGCUCUUACAUUGGAUGUUAAAUGGUAGUGCAUGCUCUUGUAAACUGUUAACAUAGUUUUUUUGCCCCCGUUAAUGGGCUAAGUUUCUAAAUUUUCUUAUUAAUUCCUUGUUAUAUAAUAGGUUUUGACACCUGUAAAGGAAGGCUCAUAUUAUCUUUGUAAAUACCCAAGGCAAAAAGGAGGGGAACAUUUAGCUUUUCUUUUGGUUGCCCUUGUUUGUUGGCUUCUGGUUUUGAUUUGGAUGAUUGAAGCCAAAUUCUUUGGCACUGUUGUUACUUCUCAACUAUCCUCUUUAAAUAAAUCCUAAUUCUUAAUGGUUGCACAAUACACUAAA